CACGGAAAAUCGGAAAAUCAUACAAUUAUUAAUAUAUACUGCACUGGAGGUGCUACGGCAGCAAACUCGUUCGAUUGCUGCACUCAAGAGGAAAUCUCAACUCAAGUUGUCGAAAUGGACCGAUGCAAAAACCGGAGAGGAAGGAGAAGACGAAGGAAAAAAGCUGCAUUUUAUAAGUCCAGCACGUCGUAAAUCGGUGUUAGCCCCGAUACUGAAUAAGAUCAAGAAUGGUGCGGAUGGCACAGACGCUGCCGAGAAGAAACUGGGGGGCGACAAUAGUGGGAGUGGCCAUAUAGCCGUCCAGAUAGAACCGGCUAGGCGUGUCAAGCGUCAUAGCAUACACGGCAUGAUGGAGGAGGAGAACACUAUAAGGCCACAUCAGGAGAUACGACAGCUGACGCUGGAGGAGAAGAAGUUCCUCUUGGCCGUGGAACGUGGCGAUAUGGCGGGCACACGACGAAUGCUGCAAAAGGCGCAGGACACGGACUAUAUUAAUGUGAACUGUGUGGAUCCUUUAGGAAGAACUGCCCUGCUCAUGGCCAUAGAUAAUGAGAAUCUAGAGAUGGUCGAGCUGCUCAUUAACUACAAUGUGGACACUAAGGAUGCCCUGUUGCAUUCCAUUUCCGAGGAGUUUGUGGAGGCUGUUGAGGUCCUGUUGGACCACGAGAAUGUCACCUUUCAGAAUGAAGGCAAUCAUAGCUGGGAGAGUGCCUCGGAGGAAACGUCGACUUUUACGCCCGACAUAACACCGUUGAUCCUGGCUGCCCAUCGGGACAACUACGAGAUUAUUAAAAUCCUGCUAGAUCGUGGAGCGGUUCUUCCUAUGCCUCACGAUGUGCGUUGUGGCUGCGAUGAGUGCGUCCAAUCCAGGCAGGAGGAUUCACUGAGACACUCCCGAUCUCGCAUCAAUGCCUAUCGUGCUCUGGCCAGUCCCAGUCUCAUUGCGUUAUCCUCAAAGGAUCCCAUUUUGACGGCCUUUGAGCUGUCCUGGGAACUGCGACGCUUGAGUUUUCUCGAGCAUGAAUUCAAGAAUGAGUAUCAGGAGCUGCGCAAGCAGUGUCAGGACUUUGCCACUGCCUUGUUGGAUCACACUCGCACCUCCCAUGAGCUGGAGAUUCUACUGAAUCAUGACCCCACUGGUCCCGUUUACGAGCAUGGCGAACGCAUGCACUUGAAUCGCCUUAAAUUAGCCAUCAAGCUGCGACAGAAGAAGUUUGUGGCCCACUCGAAUGUGCAGCAGUUGUUGGCCAGCAUUUGGUAUGAGGGCUUGCCGGGAUUCAGGCGCAAGAACAUGGCACUGCAGGCCGUGGACAUUAUCCGGAUUGGCAUUCUGUUUCCCAUCUUCUCGUUAGCGUACAUUCUGGCUCCGUACUCCAGCAUUGGCCAGACGAUGAGGAAACCCUUCAUCAAGUUCAUUUGCCACAGCGCUUCGUACUUUACAUUUCUGUUCCUGCUCAUGUUGGCCUCCCAACGCAUCGAGACCUUCAUUGGCAGCUGGUUCUGGACGGAGCCGAGCAGCAUGCUCAACCAGGUGGACGAACUGCAGCUGCCCACGAAGCGUGGAGCAAAACCAACGUUCAUUGAAUGGUUAAUCCUCGCCUGGGUGAGUGGCCUCAUCUGGAGCGAGGUGAAGCAGCUGUGGGAUGUGGGAUUGCAGGAGUAUCUCAACGACAUGUGGAAUGUCAUUGACUUUGUGACCAACUCACUGUAUGUGGCAACAGUUGCACUUCGUGUGGUGUCCUUUUUUCAGGUUCAAAAGGAGAUGAUCUUCAACUCGCAGGCAACAGAUUUGCCUCGUGAGCGUUGGGACACCUGGGAUCCAAUGCUCAUUUCCGAGGGCCUUUUUAGUGCGGCAAACAUUUUCAGUAGCCUCAAGCUGGUGUACAUCUUCUCGGUGAACCCACACUUGGGUCCACUGCAAGUGUCUCUGUCUCGCAUGGUCAUGGACAUUAUGAAGUUCUUUUUCCUCUAUGUCUUGGUUCUUUUUGCCUUUGGCAGCGGCCUCAAUCAAUUGCUCUGGUACUAUGCGGAUCUGGAGAAGAAACGCUGUCCGGAGGUCUCACCCAGUCUGCUUUUGAAUAUGAAUGGCACUAAUGAUCCGAAUGCUUGCAUUGUCUGGCGAAGAUUCUCCAAUCUCUUUGAGACCACACAGACUUUAUUUUGGGCUGUCUUUGGUCUCAUCGAUCUGGACAGCUUUGAGUUGGAUGGCAUCAAGAUCUUCACUCGCUUCUGGGGCAUGCUCAUGUUUGGCACCUACUCUGUGAUCAACAUUGUGGUGCUGCUCAACCUGCUGAUUGCCAUGAUGAAUCACUCGUAUCAACUCAUAUCGGAACGCGCGGAUGUGGAGUGGAAGUUUGCCAGAUCCAAGCUGUGGAUCAGUUACUUCGAGGAGGGCGGCACCUGUCCGCCUCCUUUUAACAUUAUCCCCACUCCCAAGUCCAUUUGGUAUGCCUGCAAGUGGAUGCGGCGCGUCUUCUGCAGCGGCUCAUCCGCCGCUCGGCGUGAACACCUUAAGACAAUACGCCGCAAAGCACAGCAGGCCAGCGAUCGGGAUUUCAAAUAUCAGCAGAUCAUGAGGAAUCUGGUGCGUCGCUAUGUGACCGUGGAACAGAGGAAGGCGGAAUCUCAGGGCGUAACCGAGGACGAUGUGAAUGAGAUCAAACAGGAUAUUUCCGCCUUCCGCUGUGAACUGGUCGAGAUACUAAAGAACAGCGGCAUGGACACGAAUGUGACAGCUGGACAAGGAGGAGGUGGCGGCGGUAAGAAGAAUCGUCAGAAGGAGCGACGUCUCAUGAAGGGUUUCAAUAUUGCGCCACCAGGAUCGACCGGAUCUCUGGCGCCCGUGGCAGAGUUCUCCACAUCGUUGGACAACUACGAUAAUCAGCACGAGAUUCUCAGCUCGACGCUCUCCACUCUCUUCACGCCUAACUUUAUGCAUCGACGACAGCACACAACGUGUGAGACUGUUGUGGGCGUGGAGUCUCCAACCACGCCUACUCAGGGCACUGUGGCGACUCCAACUCCACCUGUUGCCACCAAGUACAACAAGUCCACACUGAAGUAUAACAAACGCAUUGCGGGACACAAAAAGCGCUGGGGAACACUCAUUGAGGCCGCCAAAGUGGGCAACGUCAGCAAGAUGCUGGGACGCUCCAAGUCCGAGGAUUCCGUAUGCAAUUCCUCGCAGAACUCCACUCCGGUACAUGGCCAGGUGCGGGUUACGUAUGCACAGAAUUCACCACAGCAUGGUUAUGGUUAUUAUGGAGGAGACUCCCCAGCAGUGCCGCCGUAUCCACAUCCUCAUCCGCCUCCGUCUGUUCCCGCUCCAGCUCCGAGCAGCACCAACUCGGCAGCCCAUGCUCAUAUGGGCGUCGGAGCUCAUUUCUUUCACACGACCACCGGAUUAACUGCCAUUGCUGCACUGAAGCGAAAACGCAAGAAAUUCUCCUCGAGCAAAAAUAUUUGUCCCGUCACGGAAUCAAUUGCAGCUGCCAAUGCGGUGGAGUUACUCAACGACAAGACACUCAAACGGGUCUCCAGUUAUCCGGCAGCCACAGCCGAGGGCGCUGUACCGCACAAGGAUCCCGCCCAGGUUUUAAGGCCUCGACGUCAUGAGCAAACGCAGAGUCAGCACGAUUCGGUGGAGACAUCAACGGAGUUCACCAUGUCCAUUGAUCCAUCCAAUACGUCUGUCAAUUCUCGGGAGCCUCUGAUCAGCAGCAGCUGCGUCUCUACAAUGGCAACUAUUGGCUAA
Drosophila innubila is the source of this 3754-nucleotide messenger RNA. RefSeq names its product transient receptor potential-gamma protein (gene Trpgamma). Gene Ontology annotation, molecular function: protein binding; store-operated calcium channel activity; inositol 1,4,5 trisphosphate binding. The coding region runs from base 347 to 3754 and encodes 1135 amino acids. Gene Ontology annotation, cellular component: membrane; cation channel complex. The transcript is spliced from 17 exons. Lineage: Eukaryota; Metazoa; Arthropoda; Insecta; Diptera; Drosophilidae. Gene Ontology annotation, biological process: calcium ion transmembrane transport; regulation of cytosolic calcium ion concentration; manganese ion transport. The record is from RefSeq and is a predicted model, not a curated record.